This is a messenger RNA of Seminavis robusta, 3444 nucleotides long. The record is from the annotation of a GenBank genome assembly. Lineage: Eukaryota; Bacillariophyta; Bacillariophyceae; Naviculales; Naviculaceae.
GCGUUUGCUUAUCCACCGCCAAGGUGCAGAUCGGACCAAGAGAGCGAACUGGUGCCUGUACCGAAGCAUCGACACGUUGGGUUUGUCGCUGAACCUAUCCGUUUUGGAGAGUCAAGGGUGCGUUGUGGAAGAGUCCAAGCCUCUCUUCUUGUACGAUACUUGCUAGCUAGCUAGUCGUGAUCCCGUCUGCUUGGUGAAGACUGCAUUGAAAGAAGGAAGCCGCACCUUCAUAAAACAGAACAAGAGCCACCACUCCAAUUUUUUGAAUACAGUGACAAUGCUUUCAUCACCACAACCGAGAAGAGUUCCACGCUGGCUGCUGUGUCUACUGGUUUUUGUGUUUCUCUGCUGCUGCGCCAAUGGUCAAAACAACGAUACUUCCCCGGCAUGUCCAAUCUACCGCGAGUUUGAUGUGGAGAAUCCCAGGUCUCCUCAGUACAAUGCACCGGAUGGAUGUCGCUGCGUGGACGGCAUGUCCGACUUGAAUUGUGGCUACUGCGAGUCGGAUGAAGCUUGUCAGCAAGUCGACAGCAGUCGCGUCUGUCGCUCUGGAUUGGACUUUGUCUCUGGGGAUGUCUACAAAGCCUUUCAAUGUCGACUCUAUGGGACUCUAGAGAGUUUCUUUACCAAUGGAAAAAUAUCCGUCUAUGCCGAUGUGCCUACCAAAUCCAUACAUAUGAGCGUCUACAAUACAGAAACCAUCAAUGAUGCGCAUUCCAUCAAUUGUCACAUCAGCGGAUGCAACUUUGUCACGGGAAGCAACCAGGUUAAAUGUGAAUUGGCUGUCUGCAACUGUACAGACGAAUGUGCCUCUGUCACCAAAAGCGUGGUGGAAGGAAUGAUCUCGGGCAACCCAGCCGAAGUGAUUACAACAGCCAGCGAAAAUGGAUACGAUUCGCACAUUGGCAUCAAGAUUGAGGGAGCCCCGUUUGAUAUUGAGGCACUCUGCAAUGCCACUGCCUGUGUGCCCGAUCCAGAUAAUGCACCACUGGAUGAAACAGCAGUCGUAGCAACCCCAAUCAGCAAUACUAAUGUCGAUACGACGGAACACGCGCCAAGUGAAUGGAAAUCCAGUGCCACCUUUUCCCUCAUUGUCCUUUCCAUUCUCUUUGGCAUGGCACUGCUGCUAUCCAUCUGCAUCUUUCUGCCAAUUAUCGCGACAUGGUGGAAAACACGCGGCAAUUCACAUCAAAACUUUCGUCGGUUCAGCAGCAAUCAACUGUCGUACGAUGAAUAUCAGCAUUCAUCAUCACAACCCAAACACAUUUUGGAAUUCCAAGACAUUCAUCGCGUCAUGCCUCUCAAAGGCGCUGCUGCCAAAGCCUUUGGACAAAAGGAAAAGACCAUUUUACACAAGAUUUCGGGUAGAGUCGAAUCUGGGACGUUGAUGGGAAUCAUGGGACCAAGUGGGGCAGGGAAGAGCAGUCUACUCAACAUCUUGGCCGCUGUGGACAAUGGCCAAGCGAAAAACUCGGGUCAAGUACUUCUCAAUGGAAAGAUGCAAACACAAGGAUAUCGACGAAAGGUGGCAUAUGUACAGCAGGACGACACUUUGUAUGGGACUCUGACGGUACAAGAAUGUAUCGAAUACUCGGCCAUGCUGAGACUCCCAAAAUCCAUGAACCUUACGGAAAAGCAUAAUCAAGUAUGGAAGACACUGCAAGAAUUGCGUCUGACCGACAUUGCCACGAAUCGCAUCGGGACGGGUGGCGCCAAUGCGGGUGUAUCCGGUGGAGAACGCAAACGGGUGUCUAUUGGGAUGGAACUUGUGGCUCAUCCUGCCGUAUUAUUCCUGGACGAGCCGAGUAGUGGGCUGGACUCGUAUGCGGCAAAUCAAAUCAUGAACGUAUUGCACGAGCUGGCCACUCGAAAUCGAAUCGUCGUUCUAUCGAUACACCAACCCUCCAUGAAAUCCUUCCUGACCAUGGAUCAGAUCUUACUCUUGGGAUCGGGCAAAGUCAUGUACAAUGGAAAACCCUCCCAAGUUGGGCGGUAUUUGGAAGAACGCGGCUUUCCCUGCCCGGAAUUGGAAACGGUGGCCGAUCACAUGCUCGAUGUGGUUUCGAACAAGGCCAAUCAUUCUAUUCUCAGAAGUCCCGCGGCUUAUAAUAAUAGUCCUCACUCCAAACUACCUGCUUCGCCGCGGUUUCACGACGAGGGGGCGGGCGAUGGCCGACCUGUUGUGGAGGACCCCUUUCCGCGACCAAUGCCAGCGGAACCAAGCUCCAUAGUCAAUGAAAUGAUGGUUUUGUUUGGUCGCACCAGCAAGGACAUCAUCCGAAACAGAGAACUGUUCUUGAUGCAACUUUGCCUUUGUACGAUACUCGCAUGCUUUGUCGGUGCUAUUUUCAAUGGUGUAUCCAACGACCUGGCGGGAUUCCAAAAUCGUAUGGGGGCGUUUUACUUUUCGUUGUCAUUUUUUGGCUUUGCAUCAUUCAGUUCAAUGGAUGUUUUUGUGAAGGAAAGACAUAUAUUCAUGAGAGAAACUGGUUCGAAGUACUUUAGGGUGUUCUCGUACUUUUUGACCAAGACUGUACUGGACACGUUCGUGCUGAGAAUCAUUCCCGCAACCGUCUUUGUUGUCAUAUUCUACUGGUUGAUGGGUCUAAAGAGUGAACCAGAAGCUUUCGUGGUGUUCUGGGCUACGGUGGUCCUCUUCAACGUUUGCGCCGGCAUCAUGAGCAUCUGUAUAUCGAUUGCUACUCCAACAGUGGGCCAAGCAAACUUGAUUGCAUCUGUUUGGUUUUUGAUCAUGCUUCUCUUUGGUGGAUUUCUGGUGAAUGUGCAGACCAUGGAUGCUUGGUUUGCUUGGCUCAGAUACCUGUCCAUCUUCUACUAUGCUUUUGAGAUCCUGAUGACCAAUGAGCUGGAUGGGCUCCUUCUGAGCUUUGAUGCACCGGGAUAUCCUUCUAUUCCCGUGCAAGGGGAAGUGUUCCUUGCAACAAUCGGGAUGAAGGUGGAAAAUCAAACAAGGGAUUUGAUAUAUAUGUGCUCUCUUGCAUUUGGCUUCAGCAUUGUAGCAUACAUGCUUCUGCUCCUUCGAGUUCCAAUCAGUGCGGGCACACAUUUCCGCCGAAUGCAGAAUGAAACUGAACGGCUGUCUCGAUCGUUGGACAAAUUGGAAACCGUGCAUAUUGAUGGGGACGAGGAGAUGGAAGACACUGGUUCUGAUCCACCGACACCCCCUCACAUUGCUGUGACCAAUCUGCAUGCAGGCUCUGCAAAGAACUACUGGUUGGAUUUGGGCAUUAGCAGAUCACGAAGCACAGGGUCUCCUAGUCCGAGAAGCGGAGUUUUUCAAUAGAUCAGAUCAAAACAAUGCCACAUGGGCCCUUUGCAUAAAGCACAAUGGCUGGUGUUACAUAGUGUGCAUUAUAUUUUUGUAUUGUUUCAAAGUUUUCAUCAGCCUACAACAAGGAGAAGCUGUAAUGGGUUUGUAGACGC